UGUCAUGAUGGAUUUAUUUCCUGUUUUGAAUGCGACACGUCAACACUAAGGGCUGGAACUGUCAUCAUCUUUAGCCAAUCAGCCGUCAAGAUGUCUUUUUCUUGUGGUCCAGAGGAACCAUGUGACUUUUACAGCUCAGGCUGUCACAAAACCGGGAGAGAAGCCAAAUAUACAGCGCAUCCAGCUGAACUGCCAGAUCUUACCGUGUGUGUGUGUUCUCUCUGCAUGUGUGUUGCUGUGACUGUCUCCACUUCUCUGCCUCCUCCCCUCCUCUCCUCCUCCUCUAUCCUGCCGGCAUCAUCUCUCGCUCUCCAUCAGGGAUGGUGGGAGAAUGUUUAUGAGCAUGUGCAACGACUCGCACGGAACGAUGCAGGACUGUGAGCAUCUAAACCCUGCAGACUAAAACAACAUCAAAACCCAAAUCAUGCACUUAAGGCGGGUGCAAAGAUGUAGCUGAAGAACGAACGUUACAAAAUCUUGACCCUUCACAAACUCAGGUCAUCCCUGAAAGGGGCGUGGCCUGUGGCGCAUUGCCCAACAUGUCCAAGAAAGCAUCCGGUGGGCGGGGCAAAGGGGAGCGGCCUGCUUCCAUGGCAGCCUUGCAGGCAGCCAAUGAGGAGCUGAGAGCCAAACUCACGGAAAUCCAGAUUGAACUUCAGCAGGAGAAGAGCAAGGUCAGUAAGCUGGAGAGGGAAAAGUCUCAGGAGGUCCGUCACGAGCAACACAAGUCCACAGUGGUGGUGACGGAGUUAAAGGCGAAACUGCACGAGGAGAAACUUCGAGAGCUGCACAGCGUCCGGGAAACGCUCCUACGCCAACAUGAAUCCGAACUGGUGCGAGUCAUUAAGAUCAAAGAUGGAGAGAUCCAGAGGCUCCAGGCACUCGUGUCUGCCCUCAGAGACGGUUCCACUGAUAAGGUGAAGUCUGCGCUAGUGGCGGACGCGCGAGAGGAGGCCAGGCGGAGUUUCGAGGGGGAACGCCUACGACUGCUGCAAGAAAUCACAGAGCUGAAAGGGGUGAAGAGGCAAAUGGAGGAAGCCUUAACCAUGGCUGUGCAAGCGGAUAAGAUCAAAGCUGCCGAGAUCCGCAGCGUCUACCACCUCCACCAAGAGGAGAUCAACCGCAUCAAGAAGGAAUGCGAAAGGGAGAUUCGCAGACUGAUGGAUGAGAUUAAAGUAAAGGAGCGUGCCGUCUGUGGGCUGGAGAGAGAGCUGAACGCUCAGGCGGGCUGCACGUGGAGACUACAGCAGCAGAAACAGGCUGUAGACACGCAGCUGGCCCUCCUGCGAGACUCCAGCCCCAGACGAGAGGGCCCUUAUUCACCCGCUACAGGAGAUGCAGCAGACGCCAUAGCUAACCCUGUGCAGCAGUUGGAUGAGAAAGACGCUCGAAGGUUCCAGCUAAAAAUCGCAGAACUGAGCGCCAUCAUCCGGAAACUCGAGGACCGAAACACUCUGCUGUCAGAAGAACGCAAUGAACUGUUAAAGCGCCUGCGAGAAGCUGAGAGUCAGUAUAAACCCUUACUGGACAAGAACAGACGAAUGAGCCGAAAGAAUGAGGAACUGGCUCACGCUCUGAGACGCGCGGACAACAAACUGCAGUUCAUCACUCAGGAGAACAUUGAAAUGAGAGAGAAGGUUGGAACGAUCCGCAGGCCCAGUUCUCUGAACGAUCUGGAUCAGAGUCAAGAGGAGAGAGAGAUCGAGUUCCUCAGACUACAAGUCCUGGAACAGCAGCACAUCAUCGACGAUCUCUCCAAGGCGCUGGAAACAGCUGGAUAUGUGAAGACUGUGAUUGAGAGAGACAUGCUGUUGAGAUACAGACGACAGGACAGUCUGCGCAGGAAGAAACCAAUCAGAACCUGUCGGCCGGUGAUAGAGACAUUUUUUGGCUAUGAUGAAGAAGGCUCUAUAGACUCGGACGGCUCCUCCAUUUCUUAUCACACAGACCGAACGCCGUGCACGCCAGACGAUGACCUCGAAGAGGUUUGUGGAGUGCUGAAAGAAGACACAGAGCAUCGUUUCCAUCAGCUGACGAUGGAGUAUCAGGCUCUUCAGCGGGCGUACGCUCUCCUUCAGGAGCAGGUCGGAGGGACGUUUGAUGCAGAGAAGGAGGUCAAGACUCGAGAGCAGCUGCAGGCCGAACUGAUCCGCUAUCAGAGCAGAAUAUCAGAUUUGGAGUGUGUUCUGAGUCAGCAGGGACAGGAUAUGAAGUGGAUCGAGGACAAACAAGCUUUGUACAAACGCAACCAAGAGCUUGUAGAAAAGCUUAAACAUAUGGAGAAAGAGGAGACGCGGUUGAAAAAUGAAAUUCAGGACAUAAAAGACCAAAACGAACUCUUGGAGUUCCGAAUUCUUGAACUUGAAGAAAGAGAGAGGAGAUCUCCAGCCAUAAACUUCCAGAAUAUUCAUUUUACCGACGGCAUGAGUCCCUUACAGAUCUACUGUGAGACAGAGGGAGUCUCUGACAUUGUGAUCUCGGAGCUGAUGAAGAAACUUGAUAUUCUGGGGGAUAACGCCGUAAGUAAUCUGACCAAUGAGGAGCAGGUGGUGGUUAUUCAUGCCAGAACGGUACUAACCUUAGCAGAAAAGUGGUUAGAGCAAAUUGAGGUCACCAAAUCAGGAUUACAGCAGAAAAUGUUGGACAUUGAAAGCGAAAAGGAGCUCUUUUGCAAACAGAGGGGAUAUUUAGAUGAGGAGUUAGACUACAGAAAACAGACUCUGGAUCAAGCGCAUAAGCGUAUUCUUGAGUUGGAGGCGAUGCUGUUUGAAACUUUGCAGCGAGAGGAGGCGGGCGGGAAGAUGUCCGAGCUGCUCAGCGAGCUGGACCGUGAUUCGCUGAGGGAAGCUGUCAGUCAAUGGAAGAGGCAGGUCCUCAGCGAAUUACGAGAGAGAGACGCGCAGAUACUCAGAGAGAGGAUGGAGAUGCUGCAACAUGCUCAAGCGAGGAUAAAAGAGCUGGAGGAGUGGAUAGAAACACAGAAACGACAGAUUAAAGAAUUGGAAGAGAAGUUUUUAUUUUUAUUUUUGUUCUUUUCUUUAGCUUUCAUUCUUUGGUCGUAGCUCUUCCAACAAGCAGGAAGCGAUGUCACGUGGCGCUGUGGAUCGGGAUCAUGGACCUCAAGUGUUCUAUCUUCUAUAGCAGAGAAGCGGUCGCAUUUGUUCCAUCACGGGUUCAGCUAUCAAGCUUCUGCUUUUGUGAGACUUUCAACCAUUCCCGUCAAAUCUCCACUGGCCACCUGUUGAUCUACGGCUAAUGGAAUAUGGUGCUCUCUAUCUUGUGGACUAAAGCUGUUUUUAUCCUUCUGACCUUUUCAAAUUUGCUCUGUUUGACCUCUUGCGUGAGGUUUUUAAGGACUCUUAAAUAGAAACGCUCUCCUUUCCCUGCUAAGCAGGCGGUGCUGGAGGCUGCUUCCCUUUGGAAGCCUAAUGGAACGAGAGGUGUUACGUGGAAACCCUUCCCCUUCAACUGUUUACACGCACUGUGCUUUGGUUCCUGGUGGUUACGUCUGGCAUUGGCGUGGUGGCGCUAACCUCCCUGUGCGUUGUGAGAAAUGUGACCGAAAAGUAUAUCUUGGAAUUAAAAUGUUUUAUUUUGUAUUGUAAAGGAACUGUAUUUCAAAAUAAAUUUCUCAGAGGAUUAUGGAAAAGAAUAUGAAAAAGGACGGUAUCUUGGUAUC
Messenger RNA from Triplophysa dalaica, 3679 nucleotides. RefSeq names its product Janus kinase and microtubule interacting protein 3 (gene jakmip3). Gene Ontology annotation, molecular function: kinase binding; microtubule binding. Lineage: Eukaryota; Metazoa; Chordata; Actinopteri; Cypriniformes; Nemacheilidae. The record is from RefSeq and is a predicted model, not a curated record. The transcript has 26 exons. Bases 540 to 3062 code for a protein of 840 amino acids.